Molecule: messenger RNA, 2016 nt
Organism: Mya arenaria
Lineage: Eukaryota; Metazoa; Mollusca; Bivalvia; Myida; Myidae
Product: heat shock 70 kDa protein 12B-like
Exons: 8
Coding region: 116-1858 (580 amino acids)
Molecular function (GO): ATP binding; ATP-dependent protein folding chaperone
Source: RefSeq, a predicted model, not a curated record
AUUGAAUAGAGAAGGAAGUAGAUUAAACAUAAUAUAUCCGUAUACAAAUGGGACGGUACUGCUUUGAUUUUGCAAGGAAAACGUAUGUAUUUAGUAUAAAAUUAAAUGAAAAAAGAUGAGCGAUACGAAUAUAAAAGAAAUAAUUGUUGCGGCGAUAGAUUUUGGAACGACAUUUUCUGGAUACGCCUACUCUUGGAGGGAUGAGUACGUACGAGAUCCACUGAAGAUCUAUUCAAAUCGAUGGGUUGGCGAGGGACCUCCGCAGGCUCCUACCGUAGUAUUGUUCAGCAAUGAUAAAAUGGAAUCUUACUUUGGAUUUGAGGCGGAAAAGAAAUACGCUGAUCUUACAGAUAAAGACGAGCAUGAAAACUGGCGAUAUUUUCGAAGGUUCAAAAUGGAUCUUCAUAGAACGAAGAAACUCACACGGACCAUGACAAUAGAAGAUGAACAAGGGAGAAAGAUGCCUGCGGUGGAAGUUUUUGCCGCUGCCAUUAGACAUUUGAAGAAACAUUUUAUGGAGCAGGCUGAGAAUAGGAUUAAACUCCAGGAGAAUGAAAUUCGAUGGGUGAUUACUGUCCCUGCUAUCUGGAAUGAUGAUGCCAAAGAAUUCAUGGUAGAGGCGGCAAAAAUGGCUGGAAUAAGAGAAGAUAAAUUAUCACUUGCAUACGAGCCGGAGGCUGCGGCUAUCUACUGCAAACAAAUAAGACUCGCAAAGCUUAGAGAACAGGGAAAAGAUGCAACAAUUCAACCGUUUCCGCCGGGAUUUAAGUUUCUUGUUCUAGAUCUAGGAGGAGGAACUGUUGACAUUACCGCACAUGAAGUGCAAAGAGACGACACCCUGCAGGCACUUAUGGAACCUUCAGGUGGGAAAUGGGGUGGUACUCUUGUCGAUGACGGAUUUUUAGAAACAUUCGAAGGGCUAUUUGGAAAGGAAUUUAUGACAGGCCUAAAGAAAGACAUUGAAAACGCCGAAUCAAAACGCGAACUUGAUAACGAAAUUGAAAGCAAGAAGAAAACUAUUGUUGGAAAAAGUAAUCCAAAGGCUGAUUGCGUAAUUUCAAUGAAACUACCAUUCGCAAUGAUGGCAAAAACAAAAUCUGCUCAGUUUAAAAGCGCCCUGAAGGGCAAACAAAUCGAACAUAAAAGAGAUAAAAUUCAAAUUCACAAUUCAAUUUUGUUGACGGCUUUUGAAACUUCAGUUUCAAAAAUAGUAGCACAUCUUGAAAUGUUGCUGAGAAAACCCGAAUUGAAACGUUUGGAUGCUAUUGUAAUGGCGGGUGGAUUUUCGGAGUCCAAAGUAGUUCAAGAAGAAGUCAAGGGCGUUUUAAAGAAAUACCCGAGGAUAGAGUUGAUAAUUCCGGAGGAUGGGGGACUCGCGAUCGUGCAAGGAGCUGUGUCAUAUGGUUUCAACCCAAGGAUUAUUUCGACCCGCAGAUCAAGAUACUCGUAUGGAAUUAGUACAUCGGUUCCAUUUGAUAUCAGAAUUCAUCCAGUAGUACAUCGUGUCAAAUCAAGAGACGGAUCCUACAGAUGUGAAGACAUAUUCAAGGUGUUCGUAAAAAAGGGUGAAAAAGUGAUCCCUGGACAGACAACAGCUAGUUACGAAUUCUACCCCUCCCAGUCCGCACGAGAACACCAAACGAUUGAGGUAUACAAGUCUGAAGCAGAUGAUCCACCGAUGCUUAUUACCGAGUGUCAGAAAGUAGGCUUCAUGCGUUUCACCAUGCCAAAUAGUUAUAUAACCGGAAAGACUGUCUCAGUGCAAAUGAAGUUCGGCGGUACACAGGUGAAAGUCACCGCAGACGUCAACGGUUUACGUGGUAAUGAACCUAUGGAAGCCUCUUUUGAGUGGUUAUAACAAAUACUCGCAAAUAAUACGUGUGUCAUCCGUUCAUUUCCAAGUGAAAAAUACGUACAAUGCAGUAUUAUGUAUUUUAACCAAUUUUUAAAGACGACAGUGUUUCAAGGCUACGAAAUUAUUAGAUAAAUGCCCAGAAAGCAUAAUACGAUACGCUU